AUGCCUGAAUGGGGCGGUGUGCCAGCUGCUGCACCUGAAGGCAAGGAGGCCGUAGAUGCUGACUUUUCUGCUUCGUCGUCGCCGUCGUCAUUCUUUGCGCGUCGUCGCAAUCAACACGUGGAAGCAGAGGAACGACCUGAUUCAGAUCCUGAUACCACACCAGUGCCGCCUGCGCGAAAGCCGCCUGUCGUUCUGGGACCCGAUGGGAAGCCAUGCCGCGCGUGCAGUUCAAAGCUAGCAUUUGGCUCGGCGCUCCGCGCAGCAUCGAGGUCAUCGACAAAUACUUCGUCAGCCCCUGUUCCACCGCAAGAUGACUGCCCCCCUGAUGUCGAAGAACUGGGCCGUGCUACAUGGACGUUUCUGCAUUCAGCUGCGGCGUACUAUCCAAACGAGCCUAGUGACAUACAGCGCAGGUCGAUGCGUGCUCUGCUAGAUGCUUUGCCACAUGUAUACCCAUGUUCGGUGUGUGCAGAAGAUCUGGGUCGUGCGUAUGCGACAAGCGACAUAGCCAGUGAACAUGCGCGUGAGCGUGCUGUCCAGAGCGGCCCAGGCCUGCGUCGCUGGCUGUGUGAGGUACACAACCAAGUAAACGAAAAGCUUGGUAAGCCGGUGUGGGACUGUAAUGACGUGAAGCGGCUUGCUUUUCGGUGGUUUGAGCCACCAGAGGAGCGCGAGUGUUAA
This is a messenger RNA of Malassezia globosa CBS 7966, 681 nucleotides long. RefSeq lists its product as uncharacterized. NCBI's taxonomy places the organism in Eukaryota, Fungi, Basidiomycota, Malasseziomycetes, Malasseziales, Malasseziaceae. Bases 1 to 681 code for a protein of 226 amino acids. The record is from RefSeq and is a predicted model, not a curated record. Gene Ontology annotation, cellular component: mitochondrion. The transcript has a single exon. Gene Ontology annotation, molecular function: flavin-dependent sulfhydryl oxidase activity; flavin adenine dinucleotide binding.